This is a messenger RNA of Alternaria alternata, 3967 nucleotides long. Its product is annotated as large subunit of L-aminoadipate-semialdehyde dehydrogenase. The coding region runs from base 220 to 3759 and encodes 1179 amino acids. The record is from RefSeq and is a predicted model, not a curated record. Gene Ontology annotation, molecular function: L-aminoadipate-semialdehyde dehydrogenase [NAD(P)+] activity. NCBI's taxonomy places the organism in Eukaryota, Fungi, Ascomycota, Dothideomycetes, Pleosporales, Pleosporaceae. The transcript has 3 exons. Gene Ontology annotation, biological process: L-lysine biosynthetic process.
GUCUAUUACUUUUGAUGUACAAGUCUUUGCUAUUUUCUUUCAAACUUCACUCUCUGGGGCCUUAGGAAAACGACUUACACUGGACCCAAUUUCCAACUUCUCUUCCCUUUAUUCGCACUCCAAUUGGACAUUUUCAAUCUGUCUACGCGCAUGCGCACAUUCACAGCGCGACCCCGCCCUAUAUUUCCCUGAGACAUGCAGGAACAAGUACGCGCGACAAUGGCUUCUCUAACCAAGGGAAGCAUCCCGGAUCCUACCGCAGACCUUCACUGGUCUGACUUCAAAGGACCAAUUCACGACAUCUUCGCCGCCAAUGCUCGCAAGCACCCAGAGCGGCCAUGUGUGGUUGAGACCGCCACCAGCAAGACACCAGAGCGCAACUUCACAUACAAGCACAUAUUCGAGGCUACUGCAGUCCUAUCCCACCAUCUCGUGCAAAAUGGCGUCCAGAGGGGGGAAGUGGUCAUGAUCUUUGCCCAUCGAGGUGUAGAUCUAGUAGUAGCCAUCAUGGCUGUCCUGGCGGCAGGAGCGACCUUCUCAGUACUAGACCCGCUAUACCCUCCAGACCGCCAAUGUAUCUACCUCGAGGUCUCCCAGCCACGCGCCCUCGUAGUCAUCGACAAGGCCACGCGCGAAGCCGGUCCCCUUUCAGAGCAAGUCAGGAACUACGUCAAGGACAACCUACAACUCCGGACCGAGCUCCCCGCGCUCGAGCUCAAAGACGACGGAACACUUGUCGGAGGCUCAAAGGAUGGAAAGGAUGUGCUGGAGGAGCAGCAGAAGCUCAAGGCCGAGCUCCCGGGCGUGCUGGUCGGUCCAGACUCGACACCCACACUUUCAUUCACAUCAGGAUCCGAAGGAAAGCCCAAGGGUGUCAAGGGCCGUCACUUUUCGCUGACGCACUACUUCCCGUGGAUGGCUGAGACCUUUGGACUGUCUGAGAACGACAAGUUCACCAUGCUUUCCGGAAUUGCUCACGACCCAAUCCAGCGAGACAUCUUUACCCCACUCUUCCUUGGUGCACAACUACUCGUACCCAGUAAGGAAGACAUCCAGCAUGAGAAGCUUGCCGAGUGGAUGCGCAAGUAUGGCGCGACCGUUACACAUCUCACACCUGCCAUGGGCCAAAUUCUCGUUGGAGGUGCUUCGGCAGUCUUCCCUAGCUUGCACCACUCAUUCUUUGUGGGUGACUUGUUGAUCAAACGCGAUUGCAGGAGGUUGCAGAACUUGGCGCCAAACGUCCGCAUCGUCAACAUGUACGGAACCACAGAAACACAAAGAGCCGUCAGCUACUACGAGUUGCCAAGCUGUACUGAAGCACCCGAAUUCCUUGACAGCAUCGGUGAGGUGAUCCCGGCGGGUCGUGGCAUGAACAACGUUCAGCUUUUGGUAGUCAACCGCGAAGACAGGACAAAGGUUUGCAAGCCCGGUGAGAGUGGUGAAAUCUACGUACGAGCGGGUGGUCUGGCCGAGGAAUAUUUGGGUCUGCCUGACAUGACAGCCGCCAAGUUCAUCGACAACUGGUUUGUAGACCAACAGAAGUGGAUAGACGAAGACAACAAAAAGGUAGAGAGUCAAGGCGCCGCUGAACCAUGGCGAGAGUUCUACAGGGGUCCACGAGACAGGCUCUACCGCUCUGGCGACCUGGGCCAUUACUCAGAGGAUGGAAACGUGCACUGCACAGGUCGAGUAGACUCGCAAGUGAAGAUUCGAGGUUUCCGUAUUGAACUGGGUGAGAUUGACUCACAUCUCUCUGCUCAUCCUUUGGUGCGCGAAAACGUCACAUUGUUGAAACGCGAUGCCUACGAGGAGCCAACACUCGUCAGCUACAUCGUCCCCGAGAUGAAGCGUUGGUACGACUGGCUUGAAGAGCGUGGUGCAAAAGACAGCGAUUCUGCCGACGACACUAGUAUGGUCACAUUGCUGAAGCGCUUCAAGUAUCUACGAGAUGACGUGCGAGAGCAUCUCAAGAAAAAGCUCCCCGCAUAUGCCGUGCCAUCGAUCAUUGUUCCUCUCAUUCGAUUUCCGCUGAACCCGAACGGCAAGAUCGACCGACCAGCGUUGCCAUUCCCAGAACCAGCACAUCUAGCAGCUGCUGGUGCAAGACGUCCUUCACAGUUAGGCGCAGCUUUGACGCCAACUGAGAAGAAGAUGGCCAGUAUCUGGGCAGAGCUCCUUGGCGAUCGCGGUGUAACGGCCGAUGGUAUCGGUGGAAGUGAUUCCUUCUUCGACCUCGGCGGACACAGUAUCAUCGCACAACAACUGUUCUUCAAGAUCCGACAAGAGUGGAAAGACAUCGAUGUGCCUAUGACUACCAUCUUCCAAUACCCCACAUUGCGCGGCUUCUCAGCAAACAUCGACCAGGCAAUGGAUCCUAUCGGUCUACGCCUGGAUACUGCCGAGGCCAUCGACGACGACCCAGAAGACGAAGCAUACUCUGCUGAUGCCAGAGAACUUGCUAACCAAUUGACUGAAUUCAAGACUAGGGAACCGUUGAACCCGAAGGAAGAAGUACAUACUUUCCUCACUGGCGCGACAGGUUUCUUGGGAGCCUACAUUCUACGAGACAUCUUGUCUAGACCUGGAAAGGUCACGGUGCUUGUACGUGCGAAAGACAUUGACGCUGCACUUGGACGUGUCAGGCAGACGUGUUCUGCAUACGGUAUCUGGGAAGAUAGCUGGGAAUCGCGCCUAGAGCCACUCGUCGGAGACCUUGAGAAGGAAUAUUUCGGCCUUGAACCAAACACGUGGAACAAACUCGCGGACUCCGUCGACGUUGUGAUUCACAACGGCGCAUUGGUACAUUGGGUAUUGCCGUACUCACGUCUCCGAGGGCCCAACGUCAUAUCCACUAUGACUGCACUUUCAAUGUGUGCUGCGGGCAAACCCAAGAACUUCGGCCUUGUCAGCUCAACAUCAGUGCUUGAUACAGACUACUUUGUGAAGUUGUCUGAGAAGAGUCUGGCGAACGGUGGUACAGGUGUCCCCGAAGAAGAUGACUUGGAAGGUGCCCGCAAGGGCUUAGGAACCGGUUAUGGUCAAUCCAAGUGGGCGGCUGAGUACCUCACACGAAAGGCUGGUCAGAAAGGUUUGAGUGGAUGCGUCAUCCGUCCCGGCUACGUUUUGGGAGAUCCAGAGUACGGCACCACCAAUACGGACGACUUCCUCGUGCGUAUUCUCAAGGGCUGCAUCCAACUCAAAUCACGACCCGACAUCACAAACACUAUAAAUAUGGUUCCUGUGACUCACGUCGCGCGCGUCGUUGUAGCGUCGUCGUUCAAUCCACCUAUAGCACCGCUCGGGGUUGCGCAAAUCACCUCCCAUCCUCGUAUUACCUUCAACGAGUUCCUAGGCGCUCUCGAAAACUUUGGCUAUAAUGUUCCUCUCGUGACAUACUCGGAGUGGAAGCAAAACAUGGAAGCCUAUGUCUCAGACCGCUCCGGUACGAAAGAAGAGAACGCUCUGUUACCAUUAUACCAUUUUGUGACUGGAGAUCUGCCUGCUGAUACCAAGGCACCUGAGCUUGACGAUAAGAACGCGACAGAAGCUCUCAAGAAGGACCAAACAUGGACAGGUCAAGAUUGGAGCCAGGGUGGUGCGGUGACGGAAGACACUGUAGGUGUCUAUGUCAGUUACCUGAUCGAGCUGGGUUUCAUGCCCAAGCCAGAGAAGAAGGGCAUCAAAGAGCUGGUGAUGAGUCGGUUGACAGACGCUAUGCGGGAAGGUAUGAAACUGGUUGGUGGUCGGAGGGGUGUCUAGGUCAUUUUUACCAAAAUUUUGGACUGCGGCGUCACUGCGCAUUGGGGGUCUAUCUAGUAAGGGCCACGAUCUCCGCUACCUGGUGCUAGAAAAGGCAAAGAUACAUAGAUGUUUUAUCUAACCGACAAGUACUGCAUUAGAUUAUCUGCAGAUUUUAGUCUGGAAUUCUUGGAGUAUCAUAUCUGGUCGCAGUGAGAUCAUUGCAACC